Messenger RNA from Chaetomium fimeti, 706 nucleotides. RefSeq lists its product as uncharacterized. Bases 119 to 580 code for a protein of 153 amino acids. The transcript is spliced from 3 exons. The record is from RefSeq and is a predicted model, not a curated record. NCBI's taxonomy places the organism in Eukaryota, Fungi, Ascomycota, Sordariomycetes, Sordariales, Chaetomiaceae.
CUCUCGGUUUCCAUCUCGACACUCCUGUUUUGCCAUCAUCAAACCAGACCAUUCAGUCUCUUGACCACCACCACCACCACCACCACCACCACCACCACACACUCAAACCACCACCAAAAUGUCCUCCCACCGCCUCUCCAUGAACCCCAAGGACCAGCAGACGGCCGACGUGCCGCCGUCCAUCUCAGACCUCCACUGCUUCACCGAGACCAACGGCGUCAUCACCACCACCAUGUUCGACGUCCCCGGGUACCGGGUCGUGCGGGUGCUGGGCGCCGUGUACGGGCUGACGGUGCGGUCGCGCAACUGGGCGGCCGGGCUGGGCAUGGUGCUGAAGAGCGUGGCGGGCGGCGAGCUGCGGUGGUUCACCGACAUGCUCUACAGCGCGCGCAACGACGCCAUCUCGCGCAUCGUGUCGGAGGCGCAGGCGCGCGGCGGCAACGCCGUCAUCGCGCUGCGCUUCGACGCCGGCGAGCUGAGCGGCUUCGCCCAGGUGUGCGCCUACGGCACGGCCGCCAUCAUCGAGAAGAUCGACGACACCGUCGAGACGCCCCCGCAGCUGGCUCCCAAGAGCGAGUGAGAUGGUUGAGACGGCUUGGUUGGGUUUGGUUUGGUUUGGUUUAGGGAAACUGUUUGUUUGUUUCGUGCCUGUGUGUUCGGGCUGGCUGUUUUGGGGGGAGGGAGGUUAGGGGGGGAUUCGGAGUUC